This is a messenger RNA of Folsomia candida, 2084 nucleotides long. It is a transcript of the gene EndoB, whose product is annotated as endophilin-B1-like. Bases 601 to 1656 code for a protein of 351 amino acids. Gene Ontology annotation, cellular component: cytoplasm. The transcript is spliced from 9 exons. NCBI's taxonomy places the organism in Eukaryota, Metazoa, Arthropoda, Collembola, Entomobryomorpha, Isotomidae. The record is from RefSeq and is a predicted model, not a curated record. Gene Ontology annotation, molecular function: protein binding.
CAAACUUUCCUUUUAGUAGUAUUUUGCACACUUUUCCAGAACUGCACCAUUCACUGGCUCCGAAGAAGACUUUCUCCAGCACGAUUCCUUCCUCAGCCACUUUCUCUCGUGGUUGAGAAGGAAAACCCGUGCUUGUGCUGUUCCUCGUUCGUUAGACAACAUUCUCAUCCCACUAAUCUCCCUCAUUGUGAGGCAGCCCUUCAUUUUAUCCAAUUAUCUCUCCUAUUUUGUCACAGCAGUUGUUUUAACGACAUGGGAGCAUGUUUCCUCAACCUGUGCGUCAUCCAUGCAUGCACAGAAUUCCAGUAGUUUAAUCCGCCACGCUAAAACUCUGCUGGAUAUUUUAACAAUUUCCUAGCAAGCAGAAGAAUAGCCUCAGGAACAUAGUCGAUUAUUGUGCCAUUUCAAAAUUGAAUUAUCAACUCUUGACAGCAAUAAACGUUCCUUAGAAGAAUUUCUUUAAAAUACUUCAACCAUAGAUUUGGCUCUCACUUCUUUGCUAGACGCAGCAGGAAGAUACAUAUUGCUGUACACAGUCUCCCUUUGUGAAACCGAUACCGACCCGUCUUUUGUUUAGGUCUAAUCAUAAAAGGAAUUAUAAUGGAGUUCAAUAUAGGGAAAUUUGUGGGGGACGCUCAGCAGGCAGCAGGCGCUUUCAUUAAUCGAGCAAAACAGAUGUCCUCUGAGGUGAUCUACUCGUCAGAGAAAACAAACCUGGAUCCCCAGCUCGAAGCUUUGUGUAAGCAAGCAGAUGAGGCUCGGAAUUGGACCCAGAAAAUUGUAAAAGACACCGAGUCUGUUUUGACACCAAAUCCGGGUCAAAGAGUUGAAGACUUUGUGUUGGAGAAAAUUGACAAGAAACGUCCUCCGCGGAUGAGCAACAUGGAAGUCUUGGGCCAAGGCAUGCUUGAAGCAGGAAAUGACUUUGGUCCCACCGCAGCAUACGGCAGCAUGCUCAUAAAAGUUGGGACAUCAGAGCUCAAAUUGGGACAAACUGAGAGAGAAUUUAUUAACGUGGCUGUUGAUUCAUUUGUCGACCCUCUCAAUAGAUUCCUGGACAAUGAAGUGAAAAAUGCAACCAAAGAGCGAAAAACAUUAGAAAUGAAGAGGUUAGAUUUAGACGCAGCGAAAAACAAAUUAAGGAAAGCUAGGAGUAUGAGCAGUAUGCCCACAAAAGACGGAACAGAUCCUCGUGUGCUAAUCCAGCAGGCAGAGCAAGAGGUGAUCCAAGCUCAAGCUGAAUUCAAUCAACAGGGCGAAAUUACCAAAGUUCAGCUCGAAGUUUUAAUGGCCUCCCGAGAUCGACUUGUGGAAAAUUUAAAGUCUUUUGUCCAAGCUCAAACCACAUAUUUUGCAAGGUGUCAUCAACUAAUGUUGGAUCUCAAUAAAGAUCUCGUGACAAUGCCUCUGAGCAGUGUGAAUCUGGCCCAGUCCUUUUCAAUUGAUGAUUCCAUGUUGGACGAUUCUCUUGGCACAAAUGGGAUUCAGAUGAAGGUGAAAGUGAUGUACGACUACGUAGCGAGAAACCCGGAUGAAAUAAGUGUGUUCGCAAAUGAGACCUUCAAUGUGACCGAGUCCAAAGAUUCUGACUAUUACGUGGCUCACAAAGGGAGUUCUUCGGGAAAAAUACCUAAAGCGUGUGUACUGUUAGUGUAAAAUUCGAAUUUCGAAAAACGGAAAAAUUAAUCUAUAUGGUGUAAUUGGACUAUUCUUCGAGAAUGCCAACUCCUACACUAAAUUAAUAGUUUUAUUUAAGUAAAAACUAUCUAGCUUGUAUGCUUAUUCAUAAAAUAAGUAAGUGUGUGGUCGGGAUAAUUGACUACACAUUUGAAAUUCUUGUUCAUCAAAUAGGCCUUACCACGAGAAAAUCAAUGAUUUUGAGAUAAGUAUAUUUAUUUUUGAGUAGUUUAUUUGACAGAAUUGUACACAAAAUACAUACUCUUCACCCUCAUUAAAUUUGAUCAUUGCCUUCAUUAUAUCUUGGUGUCCUCCUGACAAGCAAAAAUAUAUUGCAAAAAAUCUCUAAUAAAACAGAUAAUGCAGACAUUUGUACACAAUUACAUUAAUUUUAACAUUAAUUAAUA